Molecule: messenger RNA, 246 nt
Organism: Dibothriocephalus latus
Lineage: Eukaryota; Metazoa; Platyhelminthes; Cestoda; Diphyllobothriidea; Diphyllobothriidae
Source: the annotation of a GenBank genome assembly
AUGCCUAAAUUCCAUCUUUUUGCUUUCCUCUUCUUCUCAGAUGUUUUGGAACUCUACAAAGCCUGUGUGACCGCUGAUCAAGAUGCGGCGUUGAAUCCCUACUUUCGUCUCUUUUUUCGCCAUCAGGACAGCAUGCUCAUGGCAUACCUUUGUAGAACUGUCAUUUGCAAGUGGGCGGGCUGGAAGGACUGCGAAAUGGGUAAGCACGUUUCUUCAUGUUGGUGCUCUUUUAUCCUCUAUAAGUAA